Messenger RNA from Echinococcus granulosus, 2184 nucleotides. Its product is annotated as Lethal(2) giant larvae protein. Gene Ontology annotation, biological process: regulation of protein secretion; regulation of exocytosis. Gene Ontology annotation, molecular function: syntaxin binding; myosin II binding; GTPase activator activity. Lineage: Eukaryota; Metazoa; Platyhelminthes; Cestoda; Cyclophyllidea; Taeniidae. The record is from RefSeq and is a predicted model, not a curated record. The transcript has 8 exons. The coding region runs from base 1 to 2184 and encodes 727 amino acids. Gene Ontology annotation, cellular component: plasma membrane; cytoplasm.
AUGGAGCAACCUAUUGCUUUGGCUUACGAUCAAGAUCUGUGUCUUUUUGCUGUAGCUUACACUCAUGGUUACAUUGAAGUGUAUGCUUUUUCAUUGCUAGAAAUAAUUUUCUUUAGAUACGGAAUGCCAGGACUUUCCUUUCCAGUCGACCAUGUGGUUAAAGGCAUAAAGUUUAUGGAGUUCCUCCAAAAUGAGGGGCGUCUUCUUUUGGUUACCUCAUCCAGUCUUACCAGUCUUGAAUUGAAUGUAACUUCGGGUCACUGGGAAAAGAAGCAUUCUGUCUUCCUCCCUCUCGCACCUGAUGAAAGCAUCACAGCUUUUGCAAUCGGAAAGGGCGUCGUUUAUGUUGGAUCAAGCGCUGGGACCCUGCGACAGGUAGCCAUCGAAAAUGGGACCAUGACAGUUGGGGAUGAUGAUUUGACUUCCUUACCGUGUCUUCUCAUCUUGAACAAGCUGCCGGAAGACAAGCGCGAGGUUCUCAAACUGAACACACCCAUAGUUUCAAUCGAACUGCAUCCGAAUGGCGAGGGACUGCUUUUGGGGUACGCAGGCGGCACAGCCAUCGUAGCUCAGCCGCAAGCCAUCCCACUCACUCUACCUGUGCCAUCAAUCUCCACUGUGGAGAACCCCCGUGAUGAAGCUGGGGAAAAGCCAGAGGAGGGUGAAGCUGAAAAGGGGCAGACACAACCAUCUAUUGAGAGUGUCGAGGCAGAAGCUGAGCCAGCUAAAAAAAGUGAGGGUGAUACCGCACCGGAACCGACGUCGCCGAAGAAGAGCAAGACUGGGGAACGACAUUCCACAGCCAACUUACAGGCUAUCCGUGCUCAAGCUAGCAGGAAGUUCCGCACGCUUUCUAAGUCUAUAAAGAGUAAGAUUGAGCACACAGCGGAGGAGAAAGUUGAACAUCCAGUUCUGCCUGUGCCUCCAAGCCCACGUGUGGUUCGUUUGCUUCCCUACACACAGGUUCUGUGUUGUGCCACAUGGCGUAUCACUACAUCCGUGUUGGCGUCAGAAUUAGCGGCCUCUCAGGAGGUCCUCAUCGCUUAUCAUGAUGGUGCCUAUCUCACCUGGACCAUUCCCAAGUGUGAGUCGGAGGUUUUUGAUCCAGUGAUUGCUGUGAACCAAGAAGUCGCUAGCAUCCCCUACGGACCCCUGCCCUGCGCUGCAAUUCAGCGUAUCAUCGCAAGACCUUCUGCGAAUGGUGGUGUUAUCACUGCAUUUGUUGGAGGACUGCCUCGCGCCCAACAUGCGCAGAAGCACACAAUUAGCGUUCUGGGUGGAGUUGAGGAGCAUGUUUGCUUCCAGUUUGGUUCACCUGUCCGAGACUUUGUUGUUCUGCCCAGUAAGCCGCAGAAGCCAGCGUGCAGAAAUGAGGAGAAUGAAGAAUCCAGUAAGCAAAAGCUGCUUUAUUCACCUACAGAGAUUGAGGGGGACGAGGGGGAGAAAUCUUAUCAGCACAUAACUGAGCCACCCAAACCAACUGACGCUGGCUACCUCCUCGUCCUGACGGACCGUGAACUCGUGGCCAUCGAUUUGACCCAACCCUCCUGGCCCGUCAUCCCCUCGCCUUAUCUCAAGCACCUUGACUGUACUGGCAUCACCGCUGUUGCUCACAUCUCUAUCCCAAAGAAACUCAUGUCACGUCUGAAGGAGGCGUGUAAUGCCAAGGGCUUCGAUCACUGGCCUGUGAUCGGUGGGCAGAAGACCGAGUCAUGCGAGGCAGUUGUGGAGCAUGCGGAGUUUCACGACCUGGUUGCAAUCGCACACAUGGAUGCGGAUGUCUCCCUGUGGCACGUGGGUCGUGGUGACUGCUUCGAGUCUCUCGGACGCAUCCCCAGUCUUGCAAUGAUGCUCGACGCCGGGGAGUUGGGGUGCAAUGUGGAGAAUAAACAGAACGAAGAGGAGGCCUGGCCUCCGUUCCGAAAAGUCGGUGAUUGUGUCUGCGAAGCUCUCGGAGAAAGGGUCGUCGAUGCUCGCUGUGCCGUUCGCACCCUCUCUUUUCAAUUGGUUGAUGAGGAGGUGCUUUUAUUUGUCGGUGGAGAGGCUGGCAACUGCUCCAUGUGGUCUUCGGCUAAACAGAAAUCCCUUGAACCUGAUGUCACCAGGAUCUGUGUCGAUCUUCUCGAGGGUCUGACUGACAAAUUCAGCUGGGAGGGUCAUGAGGCUUUCAAAGUGAGAUUUUGA